CACGUGCGUUGCUUUUACAAGGUAAGAAAACAGCAUUGCUUUUUACAUACCACCAGUAAUUGUUUCUCGUUAUUUUGGAUUUUGUGAUUAAUAAUUCAAAGCUGAAUCGCUCGGCUCUCACGUUUUAUGUUGCUCGCGUGUCGCCAAAAUCGAAAAUAUAUAUAUAUAUAUUUUGCUGUUUACAAGGCUAUACACAAAUGAAGUUCCAUUAUUAUGAUUCUCUUCAACUAUUCAAAGUUCGAAAAAGUUAACUCCAACCAAAUGCUUUAACUGUGGUAUCAAAUCACUUACUUGGAAAAUUUUAGUUAUACGUCUAACAUUUAUUUAUAGUUUCCUAACUUUUUUCAAACAUUUGUUAGGUAUGAACCGAUAUCAGAGAAUAAAGAAGUUGGGCGACGGAACUUACGGCGAAGUUUAUUUGGCUCAGAUUUCUGACACGAAUGAAAUAGUUGCGAUUAAGAAGAUGAAGCGAAAGUAUUACUCGUGGGACGAAUGCCUCAAAUUGCGCGAAAUAGAAGCCCUUCGAAAGUUGAGUCAUCCAAACAUCAUAAAACUUAAAGAGGUGAUUCGAGAGAACGACGAAUUGUUUAUGAUUUUUGAAUACAUGAAGGAGAAUUUGUAUGAUUACCUUAAAAGGAAAGUUAAAUUAAAUAACGCAACUGUUAAACAUGUGACUUAUCAAGUGCUGCUCGGCCUGAAAGCAAUGCACCAAAAAGGGUUCUUUCAUCGAGACAUGAAACCCGAGAACCUCCUCUUAAACGACAACGGGCAGGAUCCACCGACAGUAAAAAUUGCCGACUUCGGGUUGGCUCGCAACAUCCGAAGUAAGCCCCCAUAUACCGACUAUGUUUCGACUCGUUGGUACCGUGCACCCGAAGUUCUCCUGCAGUCUCGUAACUAUUCGGCGCCUAUUGAUGUUUGGGCUGUCGGUUGCAUCGUCCCGGAACUUUUCACCGGCCGACCACUUUUUCCCGGCUCGUCUGAAAUUGACCAGUUGCAUAAAUUAUGUAACAUUCUGGGCACAUUUACACAGCAAGACUGGCCUGAAGGCGUCUCAAUGAGCAAGCACAAAUUCCCCCAGUACAAAGCGGUGACACUGGAGUCCAUAAUACCCACAGCUGAACCCUCGGCUAUCCAGCUGAUAGACCAGUGUUUAAAAUGGAAUCCAGCGAAACGAGCCAAGGCAAACGACCUUCUAAACUGCAGUUGGUUCUCAAACAUGCGACUUGUUUCCUUUCCAAGCGCCAAUAGUGCGACUAAAAAACAGGAUCAUGCAAACGGAUAUGGAAGUGCGAACCCAAACUACCCAAUUCCCGCCAGAACUGCUGGCUCUGAAGGACGUCGCGCGAUGCAAGGCGCCGCCGCUGCCGCAAAUGCCAACCGAAACGCCCAGACUCACCCAUCGGGUGACCUCGGGUCGAGUCAUGGAGGUCGUGGUGAAGGCGACUCCAGACCCCAAGCUCCUCCCACUUUCGGAGAAAAUAAACCAAAAAUACAAUCCGGCCGGUUGUCCAAAAACCCGAAGAUUUCGGAUGAUUUUGACGAGGAUGAGUUUUCAGCUAUUUUCAACAUCAAACCUGAAAAACGACAACGAACAGAAUUGGCUUCCUUAUUUGGAAGUCAAAAGGAAAACACGAUGAGUGCAAAUCACCGAAACCAACUGCCACCCAUCAACACAAACUCACGAAGAGAUUCGGCUACGAGAUACUACGAGACCAACGCAAGAUACAAACCGCAACAAAACCCGAAUCAAGCUUCGAAUCAAUUCAGAGAUCUAAAUUCAGGAAACCAUAGUGGAAACAACAACUUCAUGUCAUCUUUCAAUCAUGGAAACAGUAAUGAUGGAAACAGCUUUGGGGGACUAGGUUCAAAUCCCAGUGCGGGCGGUGGCAUUGGAGGCGGUGGGGGAUACAAACCCGGGUUCGGGGGUCGCAGGAACUCUGGAAACAAACAAGGCUUCAUGCAAGGAGCACCUUCGCACCAGAAUAACAAACCUCUCAUCGGAGCUAUAGGUGGACCAAGUCUAAUAGACAAAUAUCACCCCUACAAGUUUUGAUCUGAAUUCUAAUUUUAAUUAUCCACAAUCACGUGACGUGUUCUCUUUUCCUCUCGCUUUGAAGUUUGCUGAAUAAUAAUGUAUAAUAGAUUUUGUUAAUUUUUCUUUUAA
Symsagittifera roscoffensis is the source of this 2167-nucleotide messenger RNA. RefSeq names its product serine/threonine-protein kinase dyf-5-like. Gene Ontology annotation, biological process: protein phosphorylation; intracellular signal transduction. The record is from RefSeq and is a predicted model, not a curated record. The transcript has a single exon. NCBI's taxonomy places the organism in Eukaryota, Metazoa, Xenacoelomorpha, Acoela, Convolutidae. Bases 362 to 2056 code for a protein of 564 amino acids. Gene Ontology annotation, molecular function: ATP binding; protein serine/threonine kinase activity. Gene Ontology annotation, cellular component: cytoplasm; nucleus.